AUGGAGUACAAACCCCAACCCACCUCGCCUCCCAACCCUCAACUCCAACCCCGCCUCAUAAUCCACGGCGGCGCCGGCAACAUCACCCCCGCGACCCUAACCCCGGAGCGCUACGCCGAGUUCCGCACCGCCCUCCUCACCAUCAUCUCCAAAUCCCACACUUACAUGACCACCCCCCUCCCUCCCUCCUCCACCACCACCACUUUUGGGGGCACCACCACCACCUUAGCAAGCACCACCACCACCACCCAAAACCCCAAUCCCUUACCCAGCGCCCUCGCCACCGCAACACACGCCGUCACCCUCCUCGAGGACAACCCGCUCUUCAACGCCGGCCACGGCGCCGUCUUCACGCGCGAUGGCACCCACGAGCUGGAAGCCUCAGUCAUGGUAUCGCGGGGCCAUGCCAAGCGCGCCGUGGGCGUGUCCGGCCUCCGCCGCGUGCGCAACCCGAUCCGGCUGGCGCGGGAGCUGCUCGAGAGGGGGGAGGGGGAUCUCCGCCCGUCGGGUUUGAUGGGGGGGAUGGAUGCUGGGGAGGGUGGGGGUGGGGGUGACGGGUUGCUGGAUGUACCCGGGGCGCAGGGGCAUACGCAUCUGCAUGGGCUGGCGGCGGAGCAGUUGGCGGAGAGGUACGGGUUGGCGAUGGUGGAGCAGGGGUAUUUCUGGACGAGGCGAAGGUGGGAGGAGCAUGUGAGGGGGUUGGAGAGGGAGAAGAAGGGGGGUGGGCUGGGGACGUGGUGUAGGGAGGAGUAUGUGCCGCAGGGGACGGUGGGGGCGGUGGCGGUGGAUGGGGAGGGUGUUGUGUGUGUUGCGACGAGCACGGGCGGGCUGACGAACAAGUUGACGGGGAGGAUUGGGGAUACGCCGACAGUGGGGGCGGGGUUUUGGGCGGAGGAAUGGGUUGAGGAUGCCGGUGGUUCGGGGACUGGAUGGGUAAAGCAUGGUCCGGCGGUGGUGUUGUCGGGGGGUUUGAAGGGGAUAAUGGCCGAGUGUUUGCCGACGCCGUGGGUUUACACCCCACUUGUGGCCGCUUCGGGCAACCUGACGAGAACUCGCUCGGUUGCCGUCUCUGGUACUGGCAAUGGCGACUCGUUUUCUUCGGACAGCGGCCGCCAGAACGGCGGGGAGGUCCAGAAGAGCGCCGGGGAUCGGUGGGGUAAAACUGGCGAAGGUGAGGGCGGCAUGAUCGGCAUCGAGUGUAUCGUCGUGAAGGAGGCCGAGGGUCGCGUGGUCGACGCUCGGUCCGAGCUGCUCCAAGAUUACAAUUGCGGCGGUAUGUUUCGGGCUUGGGUCGAUCAGCGCGGGGUCGCAGUCGCUCGGGUGUUUCGAGAGGACCAGGAAGUGUCUGGCGCGUAUGUUGGCGAAGGCAAGCCGGAGAACCCGCGGCUAUGGUUCGGUGAGAAACUAGGUUAA
Messenger RNA from Chaetomium fimeti, 1413 nucleotides. RefSeq names its product nucleophile aminohydrolase. Gene Ontology annotation, molecular function: asparaginase activity; beta-aspartyl-peptidase activity. The coding region runs from base 1 to 1413 and encodes 470 amino acids. The record is from RefSeq and is a predicted model, not a curated record. The transcript is spliced from 3 exons. Lineage: Eukaryota; Fungi; Ascomycota; Sordariomycetes; Sordariales; Chaetomiaceae. Gene Ontology annotation, cellular component: cytoplasm.